Molecule: messenger RNA, 907 nt
Organism: Pollicipes pollicipes
Lineage: Eukaryota; Metazoa; Arthropoda; Thecostraca; Pollicipedomorpha; Pollicipedidae
Product: ribosomal protein L7A
Exons: 6
Coding region: 56-868 (270 amino acids)
Biological process (GO): ribosome biogenesis
Cellular component (GO): ribonucleoprotein complex
Molecular function (GO): RNA binding
Source: RefSeq, a predicted model, not a curated record
UUUCCGUUAUCGCCGGGCGGCGUUGGGUCAUCCGGGCAAAUCUCCGCGAUUCAAUAUGGUUGGAAAGAAGAAGAAGGGAAGUCUUGCCAAGAAGGGCAAGAAGGUGGCAGCCAAUCCUCUGUCCACCAAGAAGGUUGAGGCCAAGAAGGCCGUCAACCCCCUGUUCGAGAAGAGGCCUCGUAACUUCCGCAUUGGUGGCGACAUCCAGCCGCGCCGCGACCUCACCCACUUCGUGCGCUGGCCGCGCUACGUGCGCCUGCAGCGCCAGAAGGCUGUGCUGCAGCAGCGGCUGCGCGUGCCACCGCCCAUCAACCAGUUCAAGCAGACACUGGACAAGCAGACAGCCACCCAGCUGUUCAAGCUGCUGGACAAGUACCGGCCUGAGUCGCGCCAGUCUAAGAAAGAGCGGCUGCGCGAGCGUGCCAAGGCGCGCGCCGAGGGCAAGGAGGACGAGCCGACCAAGCGGCCGGCAGUGGUGCGGCAGGGAGUGUGCACUGUCACGUCACUGGUGGAGCAGAAGAAGGCGCAGCUGGUGGUGAUCGCGCACGACGUGGACCCGCUGGAGAUCGUGCUCUUCCUGCCGGCGCUGUGCCGCAAGAUGGGCGUGCCCUACUGCAUUGUCAAGGGCAAGGCCCGGCUCGGCCAGGUGGUGCGCCGCAAGACGUGCGCCGCCCUCUGCCUGGCGCAGGUGGAGUCGUCCGACCGCAACUCGCUCAGCAAGCUGGUGGAGGCGGUCAAGACCAACUACAACGACCGCUACGACGAGAUCCGGCGUCACUGGGGUGGCAGCUUGCUCGGACCCAAGUCUCGCGCCAAGCUGGCUAAGCUGGAGAAGGCCAAGGCGGCUGAGCUUCAGAGCAAGGUUUAGGCGAGAGGCUACCGACCAAUACACGGAUUAUUGUUGGAA